Symbiodinium necroappetens is the source of this 181-nucleotide messenger RNA. NCBI's taxonomy places the organism in Eukaryota, Dinophyceae, Suessiales, Symbiodiniaceae. The record is from the annotation of a GenBank genome assembly.
GUACUUCGAUGAGGACUACGAAGGACACAGGCGCUCUGAGCUCCUUCAUGUCGAGGCACCGGCUGUGCAGGGCGACAAGAAGACGCAACAGCUGCUGGAAUGCCAACGCGCCCUGGCACGCGCGUUUGAAGGUGUAGAAUUCCAGCGAGAGCUGCGUGAACGUGCAGUCGCGCGAGCCGCA